Oncorhynchus kisutch (coho salmon) is the source of this 3476-nucleotide messenger RNA. RefSeq names its product zinc finger protein 316-like. The transcript has 3 exons. The coding region runs from base 341 to 1951 and encodes 536 amino acids. Gene Ontology annotation, biological process: regulation of transcription by RNA polymerase II. The record is from RefSeq and is a predicted model, not a curated record. Gene Ontology annotation, molecular function: DNA-binding transcription factor activity, RNA polymerase II-specific; RNA polymerase II cis-regulatory region sequence-specific DNA binding. NCBI's taxonomy places the organism in Eukaryota, Metazoa, Chordata, Actinopteri, Salmoniformes, Salmonidae.
AAUGGGAUUUUUAAAAUUAAAUAUUGGUAUAUAGGUGUAGGAAUAGUUGGUGGUUCAAUGUUUUCCUUUUUAUUUUUGUAUCACAAAAUGUUAGGUGAUCGACAACACACUACCGCACAGUAGGUGGCGGGAUGCACAAACAAAAUGUGUGAACGCCAUGACACCAAAGAAUAAGACGUAAACGGACGUGACAAAGGACAGUUUCCACGUUAGUGUUUUUAGUCGUUUAUUAACACACUGGAAAUCAAAAUGACUAAUUUAAAGGCACAUAAUCACAUAAUUCGCGUUGGAGUCAGGACUUAUCUAGGUAACGAUAGCUAGCUGCUAACGUUAGCUAACAAUGGCUAACUGUAACGUUAUGGUUUUUCACACUCAAAUAGCCUCCAUCAUGGAGGUGUUAGCGAGUGCAGCCGUGGCAGAUAUAUGUAAACUUGUAGACGACGACUAUGCAGUGUUUCGUUUGGAAAUAACUCAAAGCCAGAAAGAAAACAGGACAUUGAGGAGGAAACUACAGCUACUGGAACUGAAGGUGGCACGGGAGCGCGCAGAGAGGACAAUGCAACAGCGCGUCGUCGCCAGUCGUCCCAGAAGUGUCAAGAUCCUCGACCGAUAUAGAGGAAUGGCAAGAGGUGAAGGACAUCUCACUGGAGGCCACAGGAGCUUUGUGAAGCCAGCAGGACACAAUGCAUGGAGCGAUGACCAACCAAUCACUGUUGAUGAGGGGAGUGAAACCUCAACCCAGCAUGUUAUCGUGUUAGAGUCUGCAGAUGCCACGGCUGCAGGUCCUGGGGUCAAGCAGGAGAGGACUGAAGGAGAGGAGGACCCACGGCACAGCAGAGACAAUCAGUCUGGUGCAGCUGUAGCCAUGGAGGACCCUGCCACCACCCCAGCGCAGCCCAGCUCCCGACGCAGCAUGACGGAGGUCAGUGGAACGCUGAACGCCGUCCUCAAGUCAGAGACGGACACCAAGACUUUAACUGUAACACACAGGCCUUUACACACAGGAUCUGACGACAGGUCAGACCCAGAGAGUCUGGGACUGGGGAGACUGGGCUGUCCUCCUGCUCCCGGGUCAGAGUAUUUACUUUAUGGUAACCGAAGCCUGGUUCAUUCCCAUCGGGUCUCAGGUGACGCGUUAGAAACUGGCAAUUAUCUAUCUUUCUCUUACCCUACAGAGAUGGAUCCUGGCAACAUAUCCAUGGGUUUAGAGAGACAGGCUGAUCCGUCUAGAGGGGACUGGAACCGAUACAGUAGUAGUGUAUACUCUGAGGGGUGCCUAGAUAAGAAAGGGGAAGGUCUGGUCGAAGAUGAAGUGACUGUGAAAGUGGAGGGCGACUUUCCUCCCACAUGGAAUGCAGCUUGUCACCUAGGAGAUGGAUUCUCACAGGGCAGAGAUUUCUUAGAUUACAGUUUAAAGACCAAUCUAAAUGUCCCGACCCACUCCCCUUUACACGCGCUCAGGGAUCGCGGCCCAGUGUCCACGUCGAUGGCGCCUUCCGAUUUACAAGGCCGCGUCCUUUUCGAUCAGGUAUUGAACUCAAACGACAGGGCUAGAGUCCAGACUCAGGGAAAGGGAGCCACAUCAGGCAGUAGUAAAGAGAAACGGUUCCUCUGCAUGUUCUGUAACAAAGCCUUCAGCUGCACCCAGAAGGUAGAGAUCCACCAGAGGAUCCACACAGGGGUGAAACCCUUUAACUGUACCCAGUGUCACAUGCGCUUUGCCCAGGCUGGCCACCUGAAGAGGCACCAGAGGGUCCACACAGGGGUGAAACCCUUCAGCUGUACCCAGUGUCAAAUGCGCUUUGCCCAGGCUGGUGACCUGAAGAGGCACCAGAGGGUCCACACAGGGGAGAAACCCUUCUGCUGCCAGCUGUGUGAGAAGAGGUUCUCCCGCCAGCACCAGCUGAAGAUGCACCUGAAGAUCCACACGGGAGAGAGGCCAUUCUCCUGAAGGCAUAUAUAGAUUUCUGUGUUGAAUAUUGCUGGGUAGAAUAUUUCAUCCAGACAUUGUGUGAUAUAAGGCAUACACACACACACACACGGAAUCAUAUAGUAACCCAGAAAGUGGUAAACAAAUCAAAGUAGCUGCCCUUUGCCUUGAUGACAGCUUUGGCAUUUUUUCAACCAGCUUCACCUAGAAUGCUUUUCCAAUGGUCUUGAAGGACUUCCCACAUAAGCGGAGCACUUGUUGGCUGCUUUUCCUUCACUCUACGGUCCAGCUCAUCCCAAACCAUCUCAAUCGGUUAGAGGUCAGGUGAUUGUGGAGGCCAGGUCAUCUGAUGCAGUACUCCAUCACUCUCCUCCUUGGUCAAAUAGCCCUUACACAGCCUGGAGGUGUGUUGGGUCAUUGUCCUGUUGAAAAAUAAAUGAUAGUCCCUCCUAAGCACAAACCAGAUGGGAUGGCGUAUCGUAGCAGAAUGCUGUGGUAGCCAUGCUGGUUAAGGGUGGUUUGAAUUCUAAAUAAAUCACACCACUUCCUCCAUACUCCAGUGGGAACUACACAUGCAGAGAUCAUCCGUUCACCAACUCUGCGUCUCACAGACACGGCGGUAGGAGCCAAUAAUCUCAAAUUUGAACUCAUCAGACCAAAUGACAGAUUUCCACCAGUCUAAUGUCCAUUGCUCGUGUUUCUUGGCCCAUGCAAGUAUUCUUAUUGGUGUCCUUUAGUAGUGGUUUAUUUUCAGCAAUUCGACCAUGAAGGCCUGAUUCACACAGUCUCCUCUGAACAGUUGAUGUUGAAAGGUGUCUGUUACUUGAACUCUGAAGCAUUUAUUUGGGCUGGAAUUCAUGAGGCUGGUAACUAAUGAACUUAUCCUCUGUAUUCUGCCCUUGAGUUACGUUCUAACAGGAUGGCAGCACACUCUGCAACAGAGGUAACACUGGGUCUUGAAGAAAACGUUCAAAGUUCUUGAAAUUUUCCAGGUUUGACUGACCGUUAUUUUAAAGUAAUGACAGACUGUUGUUUCUUUUUGCUUAUUUGAGAUAGCCCUAUUUGGUAAAAUACCAAGUCCAUCUUCUGUAUACCACCCCUACCUUGUCACAACACAACUGAUUAGCUCAAACGCAUUAAGGAAAGAAAUGUCACAAAUUUACUUAACAAGGCAUACCUAUUAAUUUAAAUGCAUUCCAGGUGACUACAUCAUGAAGCUGGUCGAGAGAAUGCCAAGAGUGUGCAAAGCUGUCAAGGCAAAGGGUGGCUACUUUGAAGAAUCUCAAAUACAAAAUAUAUUUUGAUUUAUUUAACACUUUUUUUGGUUACUACAUGAUUCCAUAGUUUGUCUUCACUAUUCUACAAUGUAGAAAGUAGUAAAAAUAAAGAAAAACCCUGGAAUGAGUAGGUGUGUCCAAACUUUUGACUGGUCCUGUAAAUAAAUGUGUAUAUUUGUUGUAUUAUACAGGGCGCAUUUGAAAAGGAGACCUAGGUUUCAAUAUGUCCUCCAUGUAAAAAAAAGGUUAAAUAAAAUACUCUGACAACA